Molecule: messenger RNA, 8014 nt
Organism: Seriola dumerili (greater amberjack)
Lineage: Eukaryota; Metazoa; Chordata; Actinopteri; Carangiformes; Carangidae
Gene: gramd4a
Product: GRAM domain containing 4
Exons: 19
Coding region: 197-2029 (610 amino acids)
Biological process (GO): apoptotic process; negative regulation of toll-like receptor 9 signaling pathway
Source: RefSeq, a predicted model, not a curated record
UCAGUGUCUGCCUGUCUAACUGCUCAGCACUCAGCAGGAGACGACAUUUAGCUCGUCGCUGAACAGAAACGAGCGGAUAUUGUUGGGAUGGAUGGACUAAGUGAGCAGUUAUCGCCGUGAGACUGGCGCUAAUUUGGACGUCCUGAGCAGCAGGUGUACUGAAGGAUAAAGCAGACUAAAGGCAAUCUCAGUGUUCAUGAAACUUUGCUACGAUUUACGUGCUGGGGUUGCCGUCCGCCAUGUUAAGGUAAAGCCCAGGUGUGCGGUGUUGACCAUGCUAAAGCGCCUGGACAAAAUCCGCUUCCGGGGCCCCAGGACGAGAGACGACUUCCCGGACCUGGCCGAGUCGCCACCCGCCUCUGACAACGAAUGUAGCGAUGACGUACAGCUGAAGCCCAGGGCAGCUCUGCGAGAAACAGAGGACCUCCUGCGAGACCCUGCAGGUUCAGGGUCUCCCACCAUGGCUGCGGCCAUCCAGGAGUUCCAGAGGUCGGAGUCAGACCGACUCAAUGAAGUCAAAGGUCACCUGGAAAUUGCCUUACUGGAGAAACAUUUCCUCAAGGAGGAGCUGAGGAAGCUGCGGGAAGAGACCAAUGUGGACUCCCUGCGGCAGGAGCUGGAGAGGGAGCGAACCAAGAGGAUAGACCUGGAGCAGAAGAUGAAUGAGGUGCUCAAAUCCAGGCUGGAGGACUCUCCACCACAGCCUCCCCGAAAACAGCAGUCGCCCUCAAACAAUGGAACAGAUAAACAGCAGAAGGAGGUGUGGAGUUCGCGGCUGCAGAAGUGGCUCUACGAGCGCUUCGGAGUUUACAUCGAAGACUUCCGCUUCCAGCCGGAGGAAAGCACCGUGGAGACCGAGGAACCGCUAAGUGCUAAAAGGUUGACAGAGAAUAUGAGGCGACUCAAGAGAGGAGCCAGACCUGUCACCAACUUCUUAAGGAACCUCUCCGCCUUAUCUAACUGGCACUCCGUCUACACCUCAGCUAUUGCCUUCAUUAUCUACAUGAAUGCUGCUUGGCAUGGCUGGGCCAUUCCCAUGUUCCUCUUCCUGGCUAUCCUGCGAUUGUCCUUAAAUUACCUCAUUGCCAGAGGUUGGAGGAUCCAGUGGAGCAUUGUGCCUGAGGUCUCUGAACCCAUGGAGCCUCCAAAGGAAGACUUGACUGUGUCUGAAAAGUUCCAGCUUGUACUUGAUGUUGCACAAAAAGCACAGAACCUUUUUGGUAAAAUGGCGGAUGUUUUGGAGAAGAUAAAGAACCUGUUCAUGUGGGUGCAGCCGGAGAGCACCCAGAAACUUUACAUCUGCCUGUGGGUGACUUUCAUCACCUCCUGCGUCCUGCCAUACAAGCUGAUGGGCUUCAUGAUCGGCCUGUACGCCGGCAUCAAGUUCUUCAUUAUAGACUUCCUGUUCAAGAGUUGUCCGAAGCUGCGGGACAAGUACGACACACCUCACAUCGUGUGGAACAGCCUGCCCACCGACCCACAGCUCAAAGAGAGGACCAACGCCACUGUGUCGCGGCGGGUUCAGCCGGUGGUCUCUCGCAGCAGCCUCGCCACCGUCCCAUGUGGGGUGAGCAGGGAGGAGGAGACGGGUCGCUCCCACAGCACCAAGAAGGGAGCUUUUCAUGAGAUCUUCAAUCUGCCAGAGUCAGAGCGCCCUCUGGCGGUGUGUGAGAACGGCUGGAGGUGUUGCCUGAUAAACCGAGACAGGAAGAUGCCCACAGACUACAUCAGGAACGGCAUGCUUUACGUCACAGAGAAUUACCUGUGCUUUGAGAGCUCCAGCUCCAGAUCCAGCUCCUCCAAAAAGAAUAAAGUUAUCAAGCUGGUAGACAUCACUGACAUACAAAAGUAUAAAGUGCUGUCAGUCCUGCCAGGAAGUGGGAUGGGCAUCUCCAUAGCCACUCCUUCCACUCAGAAGCCAUUGGUGUUUGGUGCCAUGAUCCACAGAGAUGAGGCUUUCGAGGCCAUCUUCACACAGUACAUGAAGAUCAUGACCACCACCAAACCACCAGCCGCUGCAGAGCUCUAGACAGCCUGCAUCCCUGCAGCACAUCUCUGUACUGGGGUUAAAGUCUGUGGCAGAGAGCCUCCUGAGUUUCUACUGGACUGGAAGAUACUUUCAAAGACCACACUCCUCUGCUCUGCGAGAUCCUCCUCCUCCUCAUGUGAUGGGCAUCAGCUUCCUCAUUGAUGGUCGUGGGCUGCAUUUGAUUGGUGGCUUCCCUGUUUAGGCCACAUCAGAGGGGAUGUGAGAGUGUAAUUGAGAUUUAGUCACAUAACAUACGUUUUGUGGGUGUUGGACAAUUGGACAAAAUCAGGAGCGAGGAGCUGAAGUGUGGUUUUUAUCAAUCAGCAGAAGGCUGGUGAGGGGGCUGGUUUACCUCUCCCACCUGACCUGACCAACUGACUGGCUGACUGGUUUCCUGACUUACUUGUUUCUGUGUUUGCAUGUUUGAGCGUGUGUGUGUGUAUGGAGGUGAAUUAAGGUCUUAAAUUGCGUCAAGUGGCUCGAUUUUUCUCAUUAUUCCUCAGUCAGUGGUUUGCUGUUGUCGGAAGAUUUCAAGAAGUGCUCGAUCUGGCUGUAAAAUGAAGCUCAUAAAACAACUAAAAGAUAAACAAAUAAUUCUUUAACUGCCAGACAUCUGUAGGAACAAACAUGUAAGUUUAGCUUUAUAAAUCAGUGCAAAAAUGAUGUUAAUGUUUAGACAUUAAACUGGCUGAUUGGUGCCUCUAGGCACUGCCCAACAAAAUUAUAGGAGUAUUCACGUAUGAGUGAUCAGUGAUAGUGUUUUUUAAAAUCUGUAUUAGCUGUGAAAAUGUCAGAUCACCAUUUGACUGACACAGAGCCUUUCUGUUAGUUUACAUUGCUGCUGUCUAACUUCUGGAUUUCCCCUCUUCUUUCUAGAGUCACAUUUCAGCAGCGACAGUAAGUUUUACUCAUCUUUGUCGAUCCCAACAAACAGAAAAUGUACGCUGCGUUCAGCAUCAUCCGCUUCAGUGUUUGUAAGUGUGCGUAUGUGAAACGUGUAGUCGACAGCUUUUUCAAAAAUGCCUUUCUUUUGGAAAAUGUCUUUUUUUUUUCUCUCUCUCUCUCUUAUUUUUGUCUUUGUAACAAACAGCCUUUGGGAUGAGUAACUGGCGGUCCUGUAGUUGCUGGUUGUGUCUGACACGAGAGCACAACACCGACUGCCGUUUGGAGUUGUGGCACAGAGGAGAACAUAGCCUCCCAUGUCUAAGCUUCUCUUUUCAAGGCACAGUCUGUACAUAUGUAGUGAGAUGUUCUUUUCUCUCCGACAAUGGUAUUCCUCCUGCACUUUAUUAGAACUGGAAUUCCUGACAUUAAUGUUGCAGCAAAUAGACUUCAAACGCUCACUACUUCAGCUGGAGUCUAUGGUCAGUGUUGCAGAUAAAGGUAUUUUUCUUUUGUCUGGCUACUUGAGCCCAGCACCGGCCAUAUCCUGCUGGUGGCAGUGCAGCACAAACGCAGUCUGAGCACACUGUAUUAAUGCCGAAUUGAUGUCUGCCACGGGGAGGGUGUUAUUGUGAGUCAGACGACCUUCAGACUGACCAUAAAAGAAGAAGGUACUUUACCUUGAUAAUGGAACCACUGGCAGAUUACUUUCACAUCACUGCCCCUCACACAUCAAAGUGUUGAGGUAUUUCAGCCUUUAAAAUAUAAAUCAUCCAAGACCAGUGGAGAAAUAUUCAUUAAACAUGUCUUCUUCUGAUUGGGUAUUCCCACUUCCAUAAAUACCAGCUGGUCAGGCUGUUUGAGGUUAGAUAAGCAGUAACAAAUUCUUGAUUUACUUACGCGAGUCCAUUUUUCAAAUCCAAAAACCAGGAUUAUGAGCUAUAAAGACAUGCCUCAUUAGUUUCUUUUGUUUGUUUGUUGUUUUUGUUUAUUUGUAAUGCCACAGUGAGUAGAGAGUCAUCUGGGUGACUUCCACUCUCUUCCACUUGUUCCAGAUCUUCUAAAUGUAGUUUUUUCUCUUUUUUUUUUUUUUUUUUUUUUUAAAUGGUAGUCUAUGAAGUAUAUGGAUAGACGUCUUGACUGAACAGAAUAUUUCAACGUCACUUUAUUUUAAGACACCAUUUGCAAGAAUAAAGCUGGUCUUUGCUCUGGCAGAAUGGUUUGAUAUGUAGAAAUAUAAUGCCAAACUACAUGAGACACUUUACCGUGUUUUGUAAGAUGAAUGGAGAUAGGGUACAGGACUGGAGGUCGUGAUUUCUCUUCACAUUUAAUACGAGAGACAAAAGAGUAGCUAAUCCACUCUCCCAGCUCCCAUUCACUGUAUGCCCAGCAGCACAAGCUUUAGUUUUCUUUUAAGUCUCACAAAACACUGUUAAAAGGGAGACCUUGACAUUUGAAUAUUUACUUUUAUUCUGGGUAUUUUUACUCACUGGACACUUCUUUCCAUGUUAACAAUCCUUGAUCACACUUCUCACCAUAGGCCAAGAAAACCGGAGGAUUAUUUUCAGUUAUCAGCCCUUUAGAAUUGCUCCCGGACUUAAAAUGUCAAGGUUUCUCUUAAAGUCUAUACAAGUCCUCUUGUCAUCAUUAUUAAUUAGAAUCAACUGGACUGGAUAUGAAGUUGCCAGAGAUGCAAUGGACCAGUUCAAACAACCAUAUUGAUAUUGUUUUUAGUCCAAGCUAAUUAAGGAUGUAUAUUUUUCUUUGACAUGCAUUUGUAUGCUUUGGCCUGCUAUUAAUAGGCUGCCUUUCCAGACAUGGAUUUCUAUUUUUGUUUAGGAAUAAAUUUGAUCCAUGAAGGAGGGAAACCUGUCGGAUAUUAGAGCAGGUGAAAUCAGUACAGUAAUUAACGCUGUCUCACUGUGUGAUUGGAUGGCUCUUUGUAGUCUUAAAGCUUUUACCUGAAGCCUUUUGUAAUCUGUUAACUCUGAAAAUCAGCUCUCGGGGGUUUGCAGACCCUGACAAGGCUGCACUCAGAUAAAGCACAGAAUGUAUCACGUUUAAAUUUUGUUUUUUCUUUUGCCAAAUCCUUAAAUUUCUGUCUGCCAUAUUCUGCCUACGCUCAUGUUUACAGAUGGUUGUAAAAUUAUUUUGUUGUUUUUUUUCUGUCGUUUUUUUAACAACCCAGUUUGAAUUCCUAUGACUCUGGAGUUAUGAAGACUGGACGGCUACACUGUUCUUGAAUUAAUGUCUCAGCUCUCAUUUGAUCUGCACCACUCAUAUGACUAUCUCUGCUCAUCUUUAACCAAUAAAAAACUCAAAUCAUAGUGACAGCAGGAGCAGUAUUUUAAACCUCACAUGUAAAUUGUCAUAUCCAACAUCACAUUACUUGGUUACAGUGUAGUGUAAGUUGCAGUAAAACACCAGAUUCACAGGCUUCAUACAGAGCAGAGAUGGUCAUGGUGGACUGAAAUGGCAACAGUAGUGUUUUUGACAUUUAGUUUGUCCAUUGUGACUUGAUGCACCUUUUGAAGAUUGUAAAGAAGAAGUAAAAAUAGAACAAGAGUUGGAUUCCCAAUGUUUUUAAAAAUGAAAUAAAAUGUAUGCACUCAUAGUACUGUAAGACACUUUGGAGGGAAGUGUCAAGCAAAUGGCUUAAAGAAAUAGUUUGAAAUCUUGGAAAAUAUGCUUUCUUGCUUUCUUGUUGGGAAUUAGAUGAGAAGAUUGAUACCACUUUCAUGUCUGUUCGCUAAAAAUGAAGCUAAUGCCAACAGCCGCUUAGCCUAGCCGGAUUUUGUUGCUGCUUUGGACAGUGGAAAGGAAAGGAGUAGCUGUUUCCAGUCUGUAUGCCAAGCUAAGCUUUUUUUGGUUUCUUUCAAAGAUAUCUAAGUGAGUGUAUCAUCUUUCAAAUGCACAUUAGGAGGUACAUCACUCAAUAUAGUACACAUUAACGAGUUAAACAACAGUUACUUUGAGGGUACUGGUAGUAGCUUCAUAAUUAAUCGCUUUGCUCAUUCAAAUUGUGAAGUUCACUUCAGUUAAAAAUUAAAAGAUCAAAUGCACAUCCUUACAUACAUCAGAAGUCUUGACCACAGCAUUUCCAAUUACUGGUCCUAAUUGGCACAGGUGAUGCAGAUGGGAGGGGGAACCAACAGCACCUCCGAGGGUCCGCAAACUACACUUCAUGAAAGAUUCGCGACUGAAGCAGUCUUGUGAUGACACUCUGCUCUGCAUUCCACCAAGUGACAAAAAUUGACGGUCAUUUGGUUCACCCUGACCAAGCACAGACAUACCCACACAUUUCUUUGUUCGGGGACAGGCUGUACAGAGUGAGUUGUGACACUCACUGAAGGUGUAAUCACCUAAUUCUUGGUGCCACUGGGAAAUGGUUUUCCAGGCGGCUUAUUACAACCCAAAGGCUGGCCACAUGGGGUACGACAAAACACUAGACCGGAUAAUGCAUCAAGUCUAUAGGCCUGGCAUUCAGAGAGCUGUACAUUGCUGGUGUGCCUCUUGCCCCAAAUGCCAACUGGUUAACCAACCAGCUGUAUCAAAGGCGCCUUUGUGCCCAUUGCUGUUAAUUGAAGUUCCAUUUGAGUGUGCUGUUACCUCUUCGGGCCAUUUCACCAGAAUGCAUGAGGAUACCGUUUCGUUUUAGUCCUGGUGGACAACACAAUGCAGUGCUGAAGCCAACAGGCACUGUUUCAGGUUGUUUCCAGAGUUGGAAUCCCAAAAGAAAUUCCAACUGACCAGGGCACCUCAUUCAUGUGGAUAUUAUAGGAGCUUGAUGGAUUAUUAGGCAUCAAUUCGGACUAGUGUGUACCACCCACAAAGUGAUGGUUCCGUCAAACCUUUGUGGUCACACGGUGAGCAGGCAACAUUGACAAUGAGAUUGUGUGUUCUGACAGGGGCGGGGCAACACAGAUUUACCACCUCAACCUCCUAAAAGUAUAGAGUCCGGUUACUAUGGUAAAGGAGAAAGAUGAGUUAGGGCCCAUAGUGCCAAAUCCCACCAAUCCAAUAUUGCUCCUAUGUGAUAGUCAUCUCUCAUUGUCCCAGAAAACACAUGUUGCUAUGUUGCAGCAGCAUUUUGCUGACGUGUUUUCCCCCUUACCAGGACACACAAACUCAUGCCUAGUCCACGUGGGCAUUUUUUGCAGUGUAGCUUUUUCUAUGCGUUCUUCCCUUUCUUCCAUGUGCAAAAUGCAUUUUAGGUCCCUGAAAACAGACCUUUUGCAAAAAUCCCUCCAGGGUGAAGAUGAAACACCAUUUUUCAGUGUUGAUGUGUAGACAAGGAAAAUAGGGGUAGGCGAGGCCAGCCCAUGUCGGGCAGUGGCCAUAUGUGGUAGUGGUGUAUAUGGGCUCAGCUGCAGGGGAACAGUGGUAUCAGUCUUCACGUGUUACUCUCUGCAAGAAAACCAAAAAGCUUAUUCCCCAAAAUGUUGAAAUAUUCCUUUAAUGUCAGAUGAAUGGUCAGCUACAUGAUGACUGCCAUACUGUGCAUAUUGCUACUGGUGAAUGAUACAGAACAGUUUGAGGAUGUUACUGCUGUCAUAAUCACAGGGACUUUGUCAAACACAGUGUUGUCUUUUCAAGGUCCCCUUCAUUGAAGCUGGUGUCCUCGCUGUUGUAUUAAAUAUGUAGUUUCUCUAACUGUGUGUAAAUGUUAAUUAAGGGUUUUCCAAAAGCAUUUCAACAUCCAAGUGAUCUACAUUGAGUGUACAGUACACCAGAGUUCCUGUCUCAUUUUGGACAACUUAACUGUCUCAAGGCUGCGAAACAGCCUUAAUCUGACAUUAUGACUGAAGUAAAUUUCAAAGCUUAAAUAAAUAAAACAUGUCAAGGAUUCUGUCCUAUUUUAUGGACUGAGACAGUAGUCAUUGUAUUUGGUACAGUCAGUGAAUUGCAAAUUAAAGCCCAAGUGUCACUGGGAAACACUGCAAUCAUAAUGAGUAAUUAAUUUGUUAUCUGUGACAGUCACUAUGUUUUUUUUUUUCUUUUUGUCAAAGAGGAAUUUGUAUACAAAUUAUUGAAAUGUACAGUGAAGAAAACAAAAAAACCACUGAGUUUUUAAAAGACAUGUCUAUUGUAAAGGAUAAUGUG